GCGGCGGCGGCCGGGAUGUACCUGGCAGCGGUCUCGGCGGGGAGGAGGCGGCCGGGCGGAGACGGCGGCGGAGGUGGCGGCGGCUGGCACCUGGCGGCGGCGGGGUGGCUGCUGCUGCUGGCGCUGCUGCUGGGCCAGCCGGGGACGCGGGCGCUCGUCUGCCUGCCCUGCGACGAGUCCAAGUGCGAGGAGCCCAAGAGCUGCCCCGGCAGCAUCGUGCUGGGCAUCUGCGGCUGCUGCUACAUGUGCGCCCGGCAGCGCAACGAGAGCUGCGGGGGCGUCUACGGGCUGCACGGCGCCUGCGACCGGGGGCUGCGCUGUGUCAUCCGCCCGCCGCUCAACGGCGACUCCAUCACCGAGUACGAAGUGGGCGUCUGUGAAGAUGAAAACUGGGAUGAUGACCAGCUCCUUGGAUUUGAGCCAUGCAAUGAAAACCUUAUAACAGGUUGUAACAUAAUCAACGGGAAAUGCGAAUGUGACACCAUUCGGACCUGUAAUAAUCCAUUUGAAUUUCCAAGUCGGGAUACUUGCCUGUCAGCCUUGAAAAGGAUUGAAGAAGAGAAACCUGAUUGCUCCAAGGCUCGCUGUGAGGUCCAGUUUUCUCCUCGCUGUCCAGAAGAUUCCAUCUUGAUUGAAGGUUAUGCUCCUCCCGGGGAAUGCUGUCCUCUCCCAAGCCGUUGUGUGUGUAAUCCUGCAGGCUGCUUGAGGAAGGUUUGCCAGCCUGGCUAUUUGAAUAUAUUGGUUUCUAAGGCAUCAGGAAAGCCAGGGGAAUGCUGUGAUCUCUAUGAAUGUAAACCAGUGUUCAGUGUGGACUGCAGCACAGUGGAAUGCCCUCCUGUUCAGCAAGUGGUUUGCCCACUGGAUAGCUAUGAAACUCAAGUCAGGCUGACGGCUGAUGGCUGCUGUACCCUGCCUACAAGAUGCGAGUGUCUCUCUGGUUUAUGUGGUUUCCCCAUGUGCGAGGCAGGCUCCGUUCCUCAAAUAGUCUCACGUGGAGAUGGAACACCUGGCAAGUGCUGUGAUGUCUUUGAGUGUGUCAAUGAAGUGAAGCCAACUUGCAUAUUUAACAGCAUGGAAUAUUAUGAUGGAGACAUGUUUCGAAUGGAUGCUUGUCGCUUCUGUCGGUGUCAAGGUGGUGUCUCUAUUUGCUUCUCUGCCCAGUGUGGUGAGCUACACUGUGACAGGUAUUAUGUGCCAGAAGGAGAGUGCUGCCCAGUCUGUGAAGACCCAGUUUACCCUGUAAAUAAUCCUGCUGGCUGUUACGCCAAUGGUCAGAUCCAAGCUCAUGGAGACCGCUGGAGAGAGGAUGACUGUACUUUCUGCCAGUGUAUCAAUGGAGAUCCUCACUGUGUUGCUACAGCCUGUGGGCAGAGCUGUUUGAAUCCUGUCAAAGUACCAGGAGAGUGCUGCCCAGUAUGUGAAGAGCCAACUUACAUAACAAUAGGUCCACCCACCUGUGAGCUUUUGGUGAACUGCACUUUGACUGAGAAAGACUGUAUCUAUAGUUUCAAACUGGAUCAAAAUGGUUGCCGCAUUUGUCAGUGCAAAACCAGAGAAGAACUCUGUACAGGCCUCAUAUCAGGCUGCUCCCUGGACUGUUCCUUUGGGUUCCAGACUGAUGCCCACAACUGUGAGAUCUGUCAGUGCCGUCCACGGCCCAAGAAAUGCAAGCCUAUUGUAUGUGACAAGUACUGUCCCUUUGGAUACUUGAAGAACAAGCAUGGCUGUGAAAUCUGUCGAUGUAAGAAAUGCCCGGAAAUGCCUUGUGGUAAAAUCUGCCCAAUGGGUUUCCAGCAGAACAGCCACGGUUGUGUUAUCUGCAAAUGCAGAGAGGCAACUGCUUCUCUUAUGCCUCCAGUUAAAACAGGCUCUUGCCUGUCAGUGGAUGGGCGCCGACAUGAAAAUGAGGAGAGUUGGCACGAUGGAUGCAGGGAAUGUUACUGUCACAACGGACGGGAAAUGUGUGCCUUGAUCACCUGUCCUGUUCCUAAUUGUGGCAAUCCCACCAUACAUCCAGGGCAGUGUUGCCCAUCAUGUCCAGAUGAAAUAGUUGUGCAGAAGCCAGAGCUCACUAGUCCAUCAAUUUGUCAUGCUCCUGGUGGGGAAUACUUUGUAGAAGGAGAAACAUGGAACAUUGAUUCUUGCACACAGUGUACAUGCCACAGUGGACGAGUCCUUUGUGAGACUGAAGUCUGUCCUCCUCUUCUUUGUCAAAACCCCACUCGCACACAGGACUCCUGCUGUCCUCAGUGCCCAGACGAGCCUCUUCAGCCUUCUUUGUCAAGCAAUGUGAGCAUGCCCAGUUAUUGCAAAAAUGAUGAAGGAGAUAUUUUUCUGACAGCUGAGUCCUGGAAGCCCAAUGUCUGCACCAGCUGCAUCUGCAUGGAUGGUGUAAUUAGAUGCUAUUCUGAGUCUUGCCCACCAGUAUCCUGUGAGAGACCUGUUUUGAGAAAGGGACAGUGUUGUCCUUACUGUAUUGAAGACACAGUACCAAAGAAAGUGGUCUGCCACUUCAGUGGAAAAACAUACGCAGAUGAGGAGCGUUGGGACAUCGACAGCUGCACGCACUGCUACUGCCUGCAGGGCCAGACUCUCUGCUCCACUGUCAGCUGCCCACCCCUCCCCUGUGCUGAACCCAUCAAUGUGGAGGGAAGCUGCUGUCCUAUGUGCCCAGAGAUGUAUGUACCUGAACCUACUAACAUCCCUAUUGAGAAGACAAAUCAUCGAGGAGAUGUUGAACUAGAAGUGCCAAACUGGUCAACACCAAGUGAAAAUGACAUCAUCCACAUUCACAGAGACAUGAAUCAUCUCCAGGGAGAUUACAGAAGUGGAAGUGGACCACACCCCAGUGAAGAUGCAUCAGUUAGCUCUGUUACCUUGGUGACAAUUCUAAUCACGAUAGCGCUGUUAGUAAUCAUCAUCUUUCUGCUCAUCAAUCAGAAAAAGCAGUGGAUUCCAGUGUCCUGCUACAAAGCUCCAACAAAGCCAUCUUGCCUAAACAAUCAACUGGUAUAUGUGGACUGCAAGAAAGGUACCAUGGUCCAGGUGGACAGUUCUCAGAGGAUGCUAAGAAUUGCAGACCCAGAUUCAAGAUACAGCGGAUUUUACAGCAUGCAGAAACAGAACAACCUACAGGCAGAUAAUUUCUAUCAAACAGUUUGAAGAAUUGCACCCUUACCAAGGAUUUAAGAACGAGAGAGAGAGAGAGAGAGAAAGAGACUAAGUCUGCUAUUAAAAUAAAGCUAGAAUCGUG
This is a messenger RNA of Phasianus colchicus (ring-necked pheasant), 3253 nucleotides long. RefSeq names its product cysteine rich transmembrane BMP regulator 1 (gene CRIM1). The record is from RefSeq and is a predicted model, not a curated record. Gene Ontology annotation, cellular component: extracellular region; plasma membrane. Gene Ontology annotation, molecular function: serine-type endopeptidase inhibitor activity; protein binding. NCBI's taxonomy places the organism in Eukaryota, Metazoa, Chordata, Aves, Galliformes, Phasianidae.